Pisolithus orientalis is the source of this 1146-nucleotide messenger RNA. RefSeq names its product kinase-like protein. Gene Ontology annotation, molecular function: choline kinase activity; ethanolamine kinase activity. The record is from RefSeq and is a predicted model, not a curated record. The transcript is spliced from 2 exons. The annotation marks the transcript as partial. Gene Ontology annotation, biological process: phosphatidylcholine biosynthetic process; phosphatidylethanolamine biosynthetic process. Gene Ontology annotation, cellular component: cytoplasm. Lineage: Eukaryota; Fungi; Basidiomycota; Agaricomycetes; Boletales; Pisolithaceae.
AGGAAAUACAAAUCUCAGACUUUUGCAGCGCAACUCUUGUCUAUAAUCGUCGCUCUCCAGGUGCCCGGUUGGUGCAGGGCGUCUCUCACCCCUACAUUGCUCUCUGUCCGGAAGGUGUCUGGGUCCUUGACGAAUUCUGUGUAUUUCGUUUCCUGCCCAUCUUCCCAAUGCGUUCCUACCUUAUUAUUGCGUAUCUACGGCUUCUCUACCGAUUCCCUCAUAUCACGACCCCGUGAACUGAAUAUCCUUCAUAUUCUAUCGUCACAGUACAGCAUUGGACCCGUUAUAUACGGCACUUUCACAAAUGGUCGCAUUGAGGAGUAUUUUGACUCCGUCACACUUACGCCCCGUGAUCUUCGGGAGAAGACCAUCAGUCGUUGGAUUGGCGCUCGAAUGGCUGAGCUUCAUUCAGUCAAGAUCAGUGCUGUGGAAGGUCCGUUAGCAAUCAGCAGCCAGGAAGGGAAGAGUUGGGAGAUAGGCGUUAAGAGGAAUAUCAAGGCAUGGUUGCCCCUGGCCGCCGAGGUUCUUGCGCACCCGAACAUGAAAGAAGAAGAUGCUACUGUUCUCAACAUGGAUGUUUUUCGUCAGAGAUGGUCGAGAUACAUGCGAUGGAUUUCUCAUGUCGAGAAAGCUGAAGGCUGCAGUCGACGUGUCUUUGCCCACAACGAUGCUCAGUACGGCAACCUUCUGAGGUUGACCCGAAGAUUGCCAGAGGGAACUCCAGAACACCACAAAAUUGUUGUGGUCGAUUUCGAGUAUGCAGCCCCAAAUCCGCUUGCUUUUGACAUCGCCAACCAUUUUCAUGAAUGGACGGCAGAUUACCGCUCGUCGACACCCCAUUUUCUCCAUCCAUCUCGCUAUCCCACCCCCGAAGAACGGCGCAACUUCUACGAAGCGUACCUCUCGCAUGUCAAGUCGUCCAACUCUGCCUCCUAUGAUGUUAUCAGUGAAACUAGUCUGGCACGACUAGAACGUCAAGUACAUAUUUGGAGCCCAUCAUCCCACGCAAUGUGGUCGGUGUGGGGUAUCGUGCAAGCUAAGGAUAAUUUAGAAAGAGGAAUAGGAGCGGGCGAGUUUGAUUACAUUGGCUAUGCCAAAUGCCGAAUGGAAGCAUUUAUCCGCGAUCUCGAGGAACUAGGUGUUUAA